This is a messenger RNA of Numida meleagris (helmeted guineafowl), 2325 nucleotides long. It is a transcript of the gene ASH2L, whose product is annotated as ASH2 like histone lysine methyltransferase complex subunit. The record is from RefSeq and is a predicted model, not a curated record. Gene Ontology annotation, cellular component: Set1C/COMPASS complex. Lineage: Eukaryota; Metazoa; Chordata; Aves; Galliformes; Numididae. Gene Ontology annotation, molecular function: protein binding; transcription cis-regulatory region binding. The transcript has 15 exons. Bases 157 to 1761 code for a protein of 534 amino acids.
CGGGGGGGCCGCAACUCGGGGAAGGGGGCCGCGCUGAGGCGUCGUUUGUGGCCUUGCAGGGGGGAGGCCGCGCCGGGGGACGCUGCCGCGGCCGUGGAGACCGAGACCGCGAGCGGGAAGGACCCCACGGAGGCCGCCCCGGACGGCCCCGAGGCGAUGGACGCGCAGGCGGGGUCGGUGGAUGAGGAGAACGGGCGGCAGCUGGGGGAGAUCGAGCUGCAGUGCGGGAUCUGCACCAAGUGGUUCACGGCGGACACCUUCGGCAUCGACACCACAUCUUGUUUGCCUUUCAUGACCAACUACAGUUUCCAUUGCAACGUUUGCCACCACAGUGGGAACACGUAUUUCUUAAGGAAACAAGCAAAUCUCAAGGAAAUGUGCCUUAGUGCUCUGGCCAACUUAACGUGGCAGUCAAGGACACAAGAUGAGCAUCCAAAAACCAUGUUCUCAAAAGAUAAGGAUAUUAUCCCAUUCAUUGAUAAAUACUGGGAGUGUAUGACAACAAGACAGAGACCAGGGAAAAUGACUUGGCCUAAUAAUAUUGUGAAAACCAUGUGUAAAGAAAGAGAUGUGUUCUUAGUGAAGGAGCAUCCAGACCCAGGGAGUAAGGAUCCAGAAGAAGACUACCCAAAGUUUGGACUUCUAGACCAAGAUCUUGCCAAUAUUGGUCCUGCAUAUGACAACCAGAAGCAGAACAAUGCUGUAUCCACAAGUGGGAAUUUAAAUGGAGGAAUUGCUGCAGGAGGCAGCGGGAAGGGCCGGGGAGCGAAGCGCAAGCAGCAGGACGGGUCAACCACAGGAACAGCCAAGAAAACCCGAAGUGACCCGUUGUUUUCUGCGCAGCGCUUGCCGCCCCACGGUUACCCCUUGGAGCACCCCUUCAAUAAGGACGGCUAUCGCUACAUCUUGGCUGAGCCCGACCCCCACGCACCUGACCCAGAAAAGCUGGAGCUGGACUGCUGGGCAGGAAAGCCCAUUCCUGGGGACCUCUACAGAGCCUGCUUGUAUGAACGAGUCCUCCUGGCGCUGCACGACCGAGCUCCUCAGCUGAAGAUCUCGGAUGACAGGCUGACAGUCGUGGGUGAGAAGGGCUAUUCCAUGGUACGAGCCUCGCAUGGAGUGAGGAAGGGAGCCUGGUACUUUGAAAUCUCCAUGGAUGAGAUGCCCCCAGACACAGCUGCCAGAUUAGGCUGGUCGCAGCCACUGGGGAACCUCCAGGCACCUCUGGGAUACGACAAAUUCAGUUACUCCUGGCGCAGCAAAAAGGGAACAAAGUUUCACCAGUCCAUAGGGAAGCAUUACUCGUCUGGCUACGGCCAGGGUGACGUACUGGGCUUUUACAUCAGUCUUCCAGAGGAUACUGAGACUGCCAAAUCGCUGCCUGACACUUACAAAGAUAAGGCUUUGAUCAAGUUUAAAAGCUACUUGUACUUUGAAGAGAAGGACUUUGUGGACAAAGCAGAGAAGAGCCUAAAGCAAGCACCAGGAAGCCAGAUAAUAUUCUUCAAGAACGGUGCCAGCCAAGGAGUUGCUUUUAAAGACAUUUUUGAAGGAGUUUAUUUUCCUGCUAUUUCUUUGUACAAAGGCUGCACGGUUUCUAUCAACUUCGGGCCGUAUUUCAAGUAUCCCCCCCGAGACAUCGCUUACCGCCCCAUGAGUGACAUGGGCUGGGGUGCUGUUGUGGAGCACACGCUGGCAGACGUCCUGUAUCACGUAGAGACAGAAGUGGAUGGAAGACGAAGCCCUCCCUGGGAGCCUUAAAAGAAGCAGGAGCAGCACAACAAAGCAACGAGGCAGUGAAUCUCAAAUCAGGUGGAUUUUAUUCUCGAGGAACGUGCAUCACUCAGAACAAUCGGUCAGCGAACAAACACGACGAAGCCAACGCAGCUCUGGGCAGCAGGUGCAGUGUGUGUGCGUUACCUGCUGAAGAUUCCUGCACUACCACUAUGCUGAGUUCCAAGUCAGUGCAGUUCUAGUGUGUAUCGUGCUAUUUGUGAGCAUCUCUUGGAGUCUUCAGUAACUAUUGUGUUGAGAUAACUUCUCAUCUGCCAUCCUGGGGUCAAAACAGUCAUUGUUCUGCGAGAGCAGGCAUGUGGUUGGAGCUGCCUGCUGCAUCUGUACCUGCAGAAGCAUCACUGACACUUCUGCUCAGCUGUGCUUGGCUAACUGCAAUCAGUUUCCAUCCAGAAGGAUUGUGUUGUAACAAGACUACUGCAUGUAAGACUGAAAUUUGGGCUUCUGCCCAAACUGUAUUAUUAUUAUUAUUUUUUUUUUUUACGUAAACUGGCAGCCAGUUUAAAAAUAAAUUCUUCUUUUAAACUCUUA